Polyodon spathula (Mississippi paddlefish) is the source of this 695-nucleotide messenger RNA. RefSeq names its product histone H2A-like. Gene Ontology annotation, cellular component: nucleosome. NCBI's taxonomy places the organism in Eukaryota, Metazoa, Chordata, Actinopteri, Acipenseriformes, Polyodontidae. The transcript has 2 exons. Gene Ontology annotation, molecular function: protein heterodimerization activity; DNA binding; structural constituent of chromatin. The coding region runs from base 111 to 497 and encodes 128 amino acids. The record is from RefSeq and is a predicted model, not a curated record.
UAACCAAUCAGGAUGAUCCUAACACUAUUAAAGCGCUAAGAUGCAUUUUUUUGUUUGUUUGUUUUUAUUUUUUUAUUGUUCGUUGGUGAAUUGGGAAGAGUAUUUGGAAAAUGAGUGGGAGAGGUAAAACCAGUGGUAAAGCAAAAGCUAAGGCAAAGUCUCGUUCAUCCAGAGCAGGAUUGCAGUUCCCAGUUGGUUGUGUUCAUAGGCUGCUGCGGAAAGGUAACUAUGCAGAACGUGUCGGUGCUGGAGCCCCGGUCUAUCUGGCCGCGGUGCUCGAGUACUUGACUGCUGAAAUCCUGGAGCUGGCUGGGAACGCCGCUCGGGACAACAAGAAGACCCGAAUCAUCCCGCGUCACCUGCAGCUCGCUGUCCGCAACGACGAGGAGCUCAACAAGCUGCUGGGAGGGGUCACCAUCGCUCAGGACGGAGUGCUGCCCAACAUCCAGGCUGUGCUGCUGCCCAAGAAAGCUGAGAAAGUACCCAAGAGCAAAUAAACUACCGUGACCCACUUAAAGAAAACCCAAAGGCUCUUAUAAGAGUCACCCACUGUCCCUGUGAAAGAGCAGAUUCUUCUCGGAGAAGCGUAUUCAUAGUAGACCGAGUAAAGAAACUACAGAAGUCGCUCCUCAGGAGAAGAGCGCUACUAGGAAAGCGGGCCCCGCCGUGUCUGACCUUGUCAAGGCAGUGUCUGC